AUGACCACGGCAGGGCUCUUGGUGCUCCUCUCCUUCGCGCUGUGCUGCGUCCCAGAUACUACCUUUGGGAUUGAGGUGGACUGCAGCACAUAUCCCAACACCACGAACGAGGAGGGCAAGGAGGUGCUGGUCUGCAGCGAGGCCGUCAGCCCCAUCUGCGGCUCCGACGGCGUCACCUACGGCAACGAGUGCCUGCUCUGUGCCUACAACGCAGAAUAUGGAACCAAUGUCAGCAAAGACCACGACGGAGAGUGCAAGGAAGUUGCCCCUGUGGAUUGCAGCAAGUACCCCAACUCAACCACUGAGGAUGGCAAAGUGGUGCUGCUGUGCCACAAAGACCUCAACCCCGUCUGCGGGACCGACUGGGUCACCUACAACAACGAGUGCCUGCUCUGCUCCAGGAGCCUGGAGGCUGGAGCCAGUGUUGGCAAGAAGUCUGAUGGUGCAUGUAAGAAGGAAAUUGUCACAGUUGACUGCAGUGACUACCCCAAACCUGUCUGCUCACUUGACUACAUGCCUCUCUGUGGCUCUGACAACACAACAUACAACAAUAAGUGUAUCUUCUGCAACGCAGUCGUGGACAGCAAUGGGACUAUCACUUUAAGCCAUUUUGGAAAAUGCUGA
Messenger RNA from Onychostruthus taczanowskii (white-rumped snowfinch), 624 nucleotides. Its product is annotated as ovomucoid-like. Bases 1 to 624 code for a protein of 207 amino acids. The record is from RefSeq and is a predicted model, not a curated record. The transcript has 8 exons. Lineage: Eukaryota; Metazoa; Chordata; Aves; Passeriformes; Passeridae. Gene Ontology annotation, molecular function: protein binding.